AUGUCGGCACCAGGAGUUGGCUUCGAAUAUCCUGCCCAGGAGGUUUCCUGGCAGAAGAGGGAUGUUCUGCUGUUCGCGAACAGCAUCGGCUGCAAAGCUGAUGAACUGCAUUUCCUCUACGAACUGCACCCUAAUUUUGCUGUCUUCCCAACAUAUCCUCUAAUUCUCCCGUUCAAGCUCGCGGACCAGGAAGUGACGGAUUUCUAUGCACGCUCGAAGGCAACUCCUAUUCCUGGGGUGCCCCAAUUUGACUAUAGCAGGGUAGUGGACGGUCAGCGCAAGCUCACCGUGCUGAAACCCCUGCCGACCACCAGCGCUGGUCGUACGUUUGAGCUGCGCAAUAAAGUGGUUGGCGUCUACGAUAAAGGCAAACCGGGCACGGUAGUCGAGACUGAGCAGUCAAUUGUGGACAAGGAUACGGGUGAGGUAUAUUCCAAGACAGUGAGCAGCAAUUUCUUUGUCGGCCAGGGUAACUGGGGUGGACCGAAGGGUCCCAGCACCGUCAGCUACCCACCUCCCGAGGGCAAAAGUCCCGACGCUAUCCAUGUGGUUCAGAGUAAUCUGGAAACCGCACACCUCUACAGGCUUAAUGGAGAUUAUAACCCGCUCCACGCUACCCCGGAGCCCGGCGCCAAGAUGGGAUUUGGUGGCAUCAUCAUCCACGGGUUGUUCAGCUGGAACUCGGCUGCUCAGGGUAUCCUGAGGGAGCUGGGCGGGAGCGAUCCCAAUAACCUCCGAGAAUUCCAGGCGCGUUUCGCCUCGCCAGUCAAGCCCGGUGACAAGCUUAUCACUGAGAUCUGGAGAACUGGCAAUUUCCACAAUGAUCUCGAGGAGAUCCGUUUUGUCACGAAGAAUGGGAAUGGGAAGGUGGUCCUAAGCAAUGGCCGUUCUAUCGGCCAAACCCCUCGACAACGUCUUUCAUGCCGUCGAUUGCCCGCGGCCACUUCGACAAAGGCAAACUCGUCACUGCCAGCGCGACCGUCGCGUGAGGAUCCAUUUGUCGCGAGAUCAGCAUUGCAGCCUUUUGUGGACUUUGAGACAAACAAAUACAAUAAUCGAUAUACAGCCCUGAAAAGGACACCCGAGGGACACGAGGGUCUUUAUGGAAAUUUUUGGCUUAGGGAAAAUUGCCAAUGUUCGAAAUGCAUUCAUCCGGACACAAGGCAACGCAUUGUAGAUACUUUUUCGAUACCCAGUGAUGCCAAGAUUGAAAGGAUUGAAUACACCGCGGAUGGGGCUGAAGUGCUGUGGCUGGACGGCCAUCAGAGUUUCUACCCUUUCACGUGGCUAAGACUGCAUGCCAACGGAAAGAAGAUUCCACUGGAUCCAAAUAUGAUGGCAAUUCGGUUUUUCAAGCAUCAACCCCCCAGCGAUCCAUUUCCCCCGGCGGUCUCAUAUUCCAGCGUUAUGGAAGACGAUAGGGCUUUGUGGCGGUGGGUUGAAGCGAUUGUAAUCUACGGUUAUUGUUUUGUGCAGGGUGUACCUGUCGAUCCAGAGUCUACAAAGUCUCUUCUGGAAAGAAUUGCCUUUAUCAGGCAUACUCACUACGGUAGUGGCUUUUGGGACUUCACGUCCGAUUUGACCUUCAAGGACACCGCAUACACCUCGGAAGGGCUUGGUGCACACACAGAUAACACAUACUUCACUGAUCCCGCCCGGCUUCAACUCUUCCAUCUACUGUCCCAUACUGAUGGUGAUGGGGGAACCAGCCUACUAGUCGAUGGAUUUCAGGCGGCGAAAACUUUGUUUGCCCAAAAUCGCAAUCAUUUCCAUACUCUCGCUGAGAUCCCGCAACCAUUCCAUGCCAGCGGCAACGAGGACACCUGCAUACAGCCUGCGGCCCAGGUUCCCGUUUUCAACAUACAUCCGCAACACCAAAGGCUGUUCCAAAUUCGAUGGAACAAUUACGACCGGGCGGCCAAGACCGAUUGGACUAUGGAAGAGCAGAUGAAAUGGUACGAUGCGGCUCGUGCCUUCAAUGAGAUCAUCCACCGGCCGGAGAUGCAGCUCUGGACCCAGCUUGAGCCUGGAACAGCACUGAUUUUUGAUAAUUGGAGAAUGAUGCACGGACGCACAGAAUUCACUGGAAAGCGAAGGAUGUGUGGUGGAUAUAUCAACAACGAUGACUUCAUGUCAAAGUACCGUCUUCUCGAGUUUGGCCGUCAAAAGGUCCUGGACAACCUUGGGAACAACGCCUCCUUGAGCUACAACCCCAACUACCGCUACUGA
Aspergillus steynii IBT 23096 is the source of this 2229-nucleotide messenger RNA. Its product is annotated as putative trimethyllysine dioxygenase TmlH. Gene Ontology annotation, molecular function: trimethyllysine dioxygenase activity; iron ion binding. Gene Ontology annotation, biological process: carnitine biosynthetic process. The coding region runs from base 1 to 2229 and encodes 742 amino acids. Lineage: Eukaryota; Fungi; Ascomycota; Eurotiomycetes; Eurotiales; Aspergillaceae. The transcript is spliced from 15 exons. Gene Ontology annotation, cellular component: peroxisome. The record is from RefSeq and is a predicted model, not a curated record.